AUGUUCAUGAUCGACAAACUUGAUGUCUUGAAAAAGAAAAUUGAGAAUGAAAAUGUAGCGCACUUCCACUCAUUUAAUGUCAUAAUUCCCUGCAUCUCAAGAUCUCCAAUUGAAAAGAGAUAUCAAGAUUUGUACACGAAUGGAAAGUUUAGGGAAGUUCAGCAACAACUUGCCCGCAUUAUUGACUUAGAUCCAGUUUUACUCAAGGUGGAUGGUACCAUAAAGACCUAUGUAGUGGAGGAUGAAGUUUGUCUCGAAGAGUUCACUAAAUUGGUUACACAUUCAGUGAUCUUUAGUCAGGAAGAUGCAGCUGUCAAGUGUUCUUGUGGGUUAUUUGAAAUGAGGGGGAUAGUGUGCCGGCACAUCUUCGCUGUGUUCAAAUGUAAUGGGAUUAAAUCAUUGCCUGAUAGGUACACUUUAGAUCGAUGGAGGAAGGACAUCAAAAGAAGAUACAUGUUAAUCCACAGCAGCUACGACACAGUACAGCAACAGGAGGAUUCUAUAGCUUAUUCAAGUCUUUUGAACAUAUGUUAUAAGAUGAUUACUCAUGCUGCGGGUUCGAGAGAACAUACUUUGGAUGCAACUAAUAAGUUGCAUGCAAUGAUUAACCUGUAUUCUGGCAAUCAAGAUCUCCUAUGUUGUCCCAAUGUUGAUGGUACUACAAAUGUUUCAGCUACUGUUGGUUCUUCAAAACAACGAGAUGGAGAAGAUACACCGAUCAUAGACAUGCGUAAGAAUUUAUUUGGCUUUGAGCAAGCUGUUUGA
Messenger RNA from Carya illinoinensis, 765 nucleotides. Its product is annotated as protein FAR1-RELATED SEQUENCE 9-like. Bases 1 to 765 code for a protein of 254 amino acids. Gene Ontology annotation, molecular function: zinc ion binding. The record is from RefSeq and is a predicted model, not a curated record. The transcript has 3 exons. NCBI's taxonomy places the organism in Eukaryota, Viridiplantae, Streptophyta, Magnoliopsida, Fagales, Juglandaceae.